Dermacentor silvarum is the source of this 2803-nucleotide messenger RNA. Its product is annotated as alpha-(1,3)-fucosyltransferase C-like. The coding region runs from base 686 to 1984 and encodes 432 amino acids. The record is from RefSeq and is a predicted model, not a curated record. Gene Ontology annotation, cellular component: membrane. The transcript is spliced from 2 exons. Gene Ontology annotation, molecular function: alpha-(1->3)-fucosyltransferase activity. NCBI's taxonomy places the organism in Eukaryota, Metazoa, Arthropoda, Arachnida, Ixodida, Ixodidae.
CUAUUGACAAGUGUACUUGUUUAUCUUUCUCGGGGGACCACGUUUCACAGCCUAACAAAUGUUAUCGUUCAGCGCAGGACGCGCCUGCAUGUCUCGGAAGUUUCUCGAAUGUUAUCGAUGGUUCUAUCCGCUGUCUGUUGUCACCCGACCUUGUGUAACCUAAUUGCAUGUAUGCACGACGCGAAUUGUGUAGUACUUUCUGGAAGACACGCGAGCACCAGCGAUUACUGUGAAACCUUCGAUCACUCAUGUAUAAAAGACAACGCGCUUGAUCCUCAGAUCAGAUGUUCGACGACCGCCGACUGUGUUCGCCGCUAUCGUUGUGCUUCGAGUGUCGCUUGUUUUUUUGGGCACAAGUUCGCCCAAUAAAAAGUUAGUUUCGUCAUUCACAGUUUUGCUACUAUGUUAUUGACCGUCACUGACAGUCAAUAACACAGUCGCAAAACUGUGAAUGACGAAACGGUAUUGACACGUGUACUUAUUAAUCUUUCUCGGGUGACCACGCUUGACCGUCUAACAAAUGUUAUCGUUCAGCGCAGGACGCGCCUGACCGCCGACGUCGCCCGUUACGUCAAGACAUAACGAGACUGUCAGCGACGCAAGACACCACCGACAAGGCUAGCGGGAUUACUACAGCCGAUUGAGCUUCCUCGCCGACCAUUUCAGCAGAUCGGGAUGGAUUUGUAUGGACCCUUUCCGACGUCAACAUCUGCAAAUAACUGGAUCGCCGUGGCUACCGACUAGCUUACCCGCUACACCCAAACGAAACCUCUGCCUAAAGGACCCUUCUUCGUUCACCAUUCACCGGCCAGUUCAAGUGACACCUGUCAUGAUGCCUACACAGCGGAAGAUUUUAGUCUUUGUGUUGGUAGCCACGUGCACGUCACUGUAUUUCUACAAUGCGAUACGGAGCAGAUAUGUUAGAAUGUCGGAGCUGAAAGGGACCUCGCUGAAGGGUCUUUCUUGCCCUAUCUUCAACUCGCUAAACAACAGCAAUGUGACACAAGGUUUGCCACGCAUCAUGAUGUGGACCAAAUUCUUUAGUGAUUGGUACGGGCCACUCAACGAUACCAGAAUCGGCGAAGUAUUGCUCGAGAACUGCACAGUCAAGUGCUUCGUCACUAACGACCCAUGUCUGGUAGAAUAUAGCGACGCUACCGUCUUCCAUGUGCGCAACCUAGAGAUGACGGAUCUCCCCCAGAAGCGCUUCAGCUGGCAGAAAUGGAUCUUCUACUUGAUGGAACCACCGCCAAACACCGACUUCACGGACUUCAAUCUCACGCACGGCAUGUUUAACUGGACCAUGACGUAUAGAAAAGACUCUGACGUUUACGUGCCCUACGGUAGGAUUGUACCUCGCGAGGCCGUCGCUACAAAUACGAAGAGAGACUUGAAGGCCCUCUGGAAGUCUAAGAAAAAAACCGCCGUAUGGAUGGUCAGCAACUGCCUCACUAACGGCGGGAGGGAACGCUUCGUCGCUCAACUUAAGAAAUACAUGGACGUUGAUGUGUACGGCUUCUGUGGCGACCACAAGUGCCCGAUGUCCCGAGGUAUUUCCUGUUACGUGGAUUUCGAGCGCACCUACUUCUUCGCACUUGCCUUCGAGAACUCGAUAUGCGCGGAUUACGUCACCGAGAAGUUCUAUACCGCGCUAGAGCACGACAUCAUACCAGUUGUCUUCGGUGGGGCCAAUUACAGCCAUAUCGCGCCAAACCAUUCUUUUAUUGACGCCCUCUCGUUCGAAUCGCCCAAGGAUCUCGCCGAGUAUCUUAUAAAACUAUCAAAGAACUACACAGAGUACGCCACUUAUUUAAAAUGGAAAGAUAGCCAUGAUAUUGUUCAAUGGCACCCCGGAUUCUGCGAGCUUUGCACAAAGUUGCACAGUCACGUCGAAUUUCAGAGGACUUCGUCGUACGCCGACAUAGGAGCGUGGUGGCUUGGAAAAGGUCGUUGCCGCAGAUGGCGGUCGGGUGCACACAGUUAAGUGGUUCUUGUGGCGUAUUGCACAUCCAUUAGCUACGGUGUUCAAGGUCCAGAUAUACGGCUAAGCAUAGGGCCAAUAAUACGCCAGCACCGACGUAAAUCGGAAGAGCGCGAUUACAUUUGAGAGUAGGGAAUGGCUCAAAUUACAUUCAAUGGGAGUUCCGCUAUGUUCACGCUGCUUUGAGUGGUUUCCUUACAUUCAUAUGUACAGUGCCCUUCACUGUUGUGUAUAGCACGAUAACGACACGCUCAGGCAUAACGAAGGCGCUCAUUAAGCGCCGCCGCUCCCAAACAGCAACAUUUGCAGUCUUACACAUGUGUGUCGCCGCGCAUGCACCUAGGCAGGGUAAGCUAUGUUGAACCCAUUAGCCGCAGCCAAUGGUCGACCGUGAACCGAACCUAGUUGCUCAUGCGCUCUACACAGCAGUGAACGAGAUUCUACAGUGCCAACGAUUGAAACGCGAUAAUCGGAGCUCAUGGUUGCCGCCGCUUCUCGCACCGAACGUGUGCACAUGGAACACCGAACCGAUACAUCGUGGUAUACGAUGAAAGCGAGAACCUUUGUGACGAACUUUGUGAUCACCCAUCGCUCACCGGUGGCGCAGAGAAGCGGAGGCAGGAACGCGCUCUGAGUAUCGCGUUUCAAUUGCUGAGCACUGCCACGGCCACCUUUAUUAAAUGCAGAGCAUUUGUUUAACUCACAUGUAGCGUGCGCCGUCCGUCCGCAACAGCUCGAGCAUAGGUGCGCCCUCUCCCCCACUCCUCCUCUCCCGCAUCACGCUUGCAGCACAUGUGCAGCGCGCGAAGCGUCGUAGUUGAG